Zygosaccharomyces rouxii is the source of this 639-nucleotide messenger RNA. Its product is annotated as Rho family protein. NCBI's taxonomy places the organism in Eukaryota, Fungi, Ascomycota, Saccharomycetes, Saccharomycetales, Saccharomycetaceae. The coding region runs from base 1 to 639 and encodes 212 amino acids. The record is from RefSeq and is a predicted model, not a curated record. Gene Ontology annotation, biological process: small GTPase-mediated signal transduction. Gene Ontology annotation, molecular function: GTPase activity; GTP binding. The transcript has a single exon.
AUGUCUCAACAGGUUGGUAAUAGUAUUAGAAGGAAGCUAGUUAUCGUUGGUGAUGGUGCUUGUGGUAAGACCUGUCUUUUGAUCGUUUUCUCCAAGGGUCAAUUCCCUGAGGUCUACGUGCCUACAGUUUUUGAAAACUACGUUGCUGAUGUGGAGGUCGAUGGACGUCGCGUCGAACUGGCUCUAUGGGAUACUGCAGGCCAAGAAGAUUACGAUCGUUUAAGACCCCUAUCUUAUCCAGAUUCCAACGUUGUUUUGAUCUGUUUCUCAAUCGAUUUGCCAGAUUCCUUAGAAAACGUCCAAGAGAAAUGGAUUGCAGAGGUCCUACAUUUCUGCCAAGGUGUGCCAAUUAUCCUUGUUGGUUGCAAAGUCGAUUUAAGAAACGACCCACAAACCAUGGAGGCUCUAAGAGCUGAAGGCCAACAACCAGUCUCCUCAGCAGAGGGUCAAAGCGUGGCGGAUCAAAUCGGUGCAACCGGAUAUUACGAAUGUUCUGCCAAGACAGGUUACGGUGUCAGAGAGGUUUUUGAAGCUGCUACCAGAGCAAGUUUGAUGGGCAGAAGUAAACAAAAUGGUAAGCAAAAGAAGGAAAAAGCUCCACAAGAAAAGAAGAAGAAGAGAAAGUGUGUCUUGUUGUAA